Messenger RNA from Amphimedon queenslandica, 552 nucleotides. RefSeq lists its product as uncharacterized. The transcript has 6 exons. NCBI's taxonomy places the organism in Eukaryota, Metazoa, Porifera, Demospongiae, Haplosclerida, Niphatidae. The record is from RefSeq and is a predicted model, not a curated record. Bases 40 to 552 code for a protein of 170 amino acids.
GACUUAUCAAAAAUUGGUACAAAAGACCCAAAAUACUUGAUGCCGGAUUAUAUUAACUCACCGGACUGUGGCAAUGAUGAUGAUGAUGAUUUGUUCACACUUUCAACAAAAUGGGGAAAAGAAUAUUUCACUACACACUAUCCAUCAUUUGACCGUUCUAAAAGUGACAGAGACUGCCUGUUUGGAAGAGACUUCAUUCGAGAAACAGUGAAGAAAAUGGAACCCACAUUGAGACAAAUAUAUAGUGGUGAAUGCAUCAGUACUUUUAUCAAACACAGUGACAACAAAUUUGUAAUGUCAAUUAUUAACGAUCUUACAUGGAUUCAACAGGAUGAUAUGGUACAAGAACUCAUACUUUACCUAAUGGAGCUAGAAAGUGAUAUAAAUAAAAAAGCUGGUCCAAUUUUGAGUUAUACUGGAAGGAAAAUUGUUUGGUCUGAAAUAAUUGCCUCCUUAAUCAUGAGUAAAUUUGGAAUCAAAUAUGAAGCAGCUGUAAAUUGUAUAUUAGAAAGCAAGAUACCUACUUCUGAACCUACUUACAUUAAAGAAUAA